Molecule: messenger RNA, 1062 nt
Organism: Saccharomyces paradoxus
Lineage: Eukaryota; Fungi; Ascomycota; Saccharomycetes; Saccharomycetales; Saccharomycetaceae
Gene: DUS4
Product: tRNA dihydrouridine synthase
Exons: 1
Coding region: 1-1062 (353 amino acids)
Biological process (GO): tRNA processing
Molecular function (GO): flavin adenine dinucleotide binding; tRNA dihydrouridine synthase activity
Source: RefSeq, a predicted model, not a curated record
AUGCCCAUUCCAUCCGGUAAUGUGGUGGUACCGAAGCCGAAACUUACCACUAAGGAAACAGAUCCACUGCAUAUAAUAAAGACGAGGCAAAAGACACAUGGUCGGCCUGUGACCAUUGCAGGCCCAAUGGUUCGAUAUUCCAAGCUGCCAUUUCGUCAGUUGUGCCGGGAAUAUAACGUUGAUAUAGUUUACUCCCCCAUGAUUUUAGCAAGAGAAUAUGUCCGUAAUGAGCAUGCAAGAAUCUCUGACCUUUCAACAAAUGAUAAGGACACCCCACUAAUCGUCCAAGUAGGUGUAAAUAACGUGGCUGAUCUACUAAAAUUUGUGGAAAUGGUUGCCCCUUACUGUGAUGGUGUUGGUAUUAACUGUGGAUGUCCUAUAAAGGAACAAAUCCGGGAAGGCAUAGGUUGCGCCUUGAUAUACAAUCCCGAUUUGUUAUGUAGUAUGGUCCAUGCUGUGAAAGAUAAAUAUGGCGACAAACUGAGGAUUGAAACGAAAAUAAGAAUACAUGAAGAGUUGGACGAAACGGUGGAGUUAUGUCGAAGGCUAUGUGAUGCUGGGGUGGAUUGGAUUACGAUCCACGGCCGAACACGCAGAACUAGGUCAUCGCAGCCAGCUAACCUGGAUGCAAUAAAGUAUAUUAUCGAAAAUAUCAGCGACAAAAAUGUGCCUGUCAUAGCGAAUGGGGAUUGCUUCAAGUCAUCUGAUUUGGAAAGGAUCACUAAGUACACUGGUGCAUCUGGUGUCAUGGCUGUACGUGGGUUGUUAAGCAAUCCAACGUUAUUUGCUGGGUAUGAAACCUGUCCUUGGGGCUGCAUUGAAAAGUUUUGGUACUGGGUUCUAGAAUUUGGUGGCUUACCCUUCCAAUUGACUCAGCAUCACCUGUAUUGCAUGCUUGAAAAUAUGGAGGUGAAGAAAUCACUGUUAAAAGAAAUGAUGAACCUUAAAAACUACAUCAGCUUGAUCGACUGGUUUGAUAAAACCUUCGACUUCAAGCGUUACGGCGAAGAUGGAUUUGGUAAGGCGGUCGAAAUUCCUUAUAAAAUUAAUGGCUGUGUAUAG